UCGCUCGCUUUGGGCAGCAGUCAAAUCCUCCCCGCUGCUCGCCGGACCUCCGGAGAGAAGUGGGGGUGGUCUUGAGGAUGAAAACGGGCGUGUUAGUGCGUCGUUGCCCCAGACUGUUACACAAUGCGAAUAGAUGUGUUUUUCCAGCUCGCAGCGCGCUCACUUGCCGGAGGUUUGUGUCUGUUUUUCUAUUGUGUGCUGGCUGAAGCCUGAAGUGGGCGUCGCUCCAGGACAGACAGACUGGGCUGCCCGCUUUCCUCUCGCAGGACUGCAGCACUGUCGUGUCGCUUUGUAGGUCGAAGGAUGUCUGAUUUCACGCGGAAGAGCUCGGUGGGGACGUUAGGCUUGAUUUCGCGUGCCGUGAAAGGCACCGUGGAGUCCUGCGGGCGGGCGUUGCACCGUGGGUUGUCGGGCGCUGCGGAGGUUGUCACACAGCCGCGCUGAUGGCUCAUUAAACACGAAAGCGUGCAAUCCCGAGCCUGCGCGAGCACGGAUUGAACAGGUUACCGUGAAAUAAGAAGUGUUCUGAAAAUCAGGGUGCUGGACAUUUUUUUUUCUCUUUGCGUGUCCGGCUGCAGUGUUUUAUUUUCUCUUCCUACAAGUCUGACGCGUUUACUCCAUCGGGGGUUUCCGGAGCGCGUGAGACCUCAGACAUGAUUAAAGGUUUUGUCACCCGAUGCUCUCUGACUGACUUGAGUCGGGUGUAACCCAUUAGGAGAAGAUUUUGCCUGAAGGAUCCUUCAACAAAUCAAAAUGCAGAAAAAAGUCAGGCAGCCUCAGAGGUGGUUCAACACGGCCGACAUCACAGUGUCUCACCAAAGCAACAUGCUGAAGCAGCUCAACCAGCAGCGCCGCCAGGAGCUUUUCUGUGACUGCAGUGUGUUGGUGGAGGGCCAGCUCUUCAGGGCUCACCGCAAUGUUUUGUACGCCAGCAGCGGCUACUUCCGCAUGCUGCUGUCCCAGGGGCCCGACGACUCUGUCAACGCCACCUUCGACGUCUUCAGCCCCGAGACCUUCACCGUCAUCCUGGAUUUCAUCUACUCCGGCCAGCUGGACCUCUCCAGUCACAAUGUGAUUGAAGUUAUGUCUGCAGCCAGCUACCUGCAGAUGAACAACGUCAUCAGCUACUGCAAGAACUUCAUCAAGUCCUCCUUGGACAUCAGUGUGAAAGAUGAAGACAGCGAUCGCUGCCUCAGCUUGUCUGAGACCUGUAGCUUUACCAGCGGAGCAGGAGAAGACUCCACAGAGCAGCAUCAGGGCCCCUGCUCUGUCAGCCCUCCACCUGCGCUCUGGACUCGGGACAACUCCAGAUCACAGUCUAGCUUUAUGGGAAAGGACUCGGACCAGGAUCCUUCGGCCUCAGCCCUGAAGACCGACCCUAACAGCCCUGUUAACGAGCUGAGUGCAGAUGCGGAAGACCUCCAGGACCCUCAGGACCCUUUGUACACCUUGCCUGGAUCAGAGCGUCGGCGUGGAAAAGGGAGCACAAAGAGGCGAGCGUCCAACAGCGCUCGGUCCAACCAGCAAGAAGACUUGGACAUCCAGGAAGCACGGACACGAAAGGCUGAAAAGGCAGAGGAGCUUUACGCGACUCUACCACCGAUUGUGGGUGUUAUUGGACACUUUAAUAAAGAUUCGAAUCCUACCAUGCGCUUCAAAUGCCCCUUUUGCACACACACAGUGAAGAGGAAAGCAGACCUGAAGCGUCACCUGCGCUGUCACACCGGGGAGAGGCCGUAUCCAUGCCAGGCCUGCAAUAAGCGCUUCACUCGCCUGGAGCAUCUACGCAGCCAUUUUGAGACAAUUCAUCAAGCCAGGAAGCUGGUGUGCAGGAAGUGUAAGUGUCAAGUGACCGAGGAGACCGGGCAUGUGGUGUGUGAGGGCACGAGACGCUACCGCAUGUGCACGGCGUGCAUCCAGGAAGUGGGCUGUGACGACGUCCCCAUGAACAGCCUGGAGGGGCACAACGAGGAACCGGCGCUGUUACUGGGCGUGGACGGGGAGGAGGAGGGGGACACAAAGAGGAGCUGGAUGGUGACUGACGACGAUGACCUGGCAGAAGACUCGGGCGCCGACCUCAUCAUCCAGCAAGUGGACGUCAGCGACGAAGAGCUGCAGUGAAACUGGGCCAAAGUGUGCGUGUGUUUGUGUGUGUGCAGAUGCGUAACCAUAUUUGAAGUGUUUGUGUUUUGAAGUGCCCCUGGUAUGCUUCUUUUCAAUUUAGGGGUUUACUACAAUAAGUUUACAUUCAUUAAUAUUCAAAAAUCAUUUUUCUCAUAUUGUACUGUGCACAGUGUUACUGCUGCUCCUCUUUUCACCUUCUGCCUGAAAUGAUCUGUUCUAGGAAAGCGAGGUAUCCAGCCAGAGUUACGAGUACUCCGGAGAGUACUUUAGCAAGAGCAGUUAAUUAAAUUACAAUUUCAUUAAAGAAUUGAUUGAACUUAAAGAAUUUUUGGCAGAUAAUUAAUUGAAAGUAAUGGUUAAAAAGCAGAAAAUAGUCGUGCAUAAAUGAUUCAAACAUGUAAGAAAUGAUCAAAAAUGAAAUAUCCUGCUAAAAGCUAAAAUCUUUAGCUAAGAGAAUAUGCAGUUCAAAUGGUUCAAUAGUGGAUGAAUAUAACUGUUAUAUAACUGUUACAAUUAAAACACAACAGAAAAAUAACACAACUAAAGAUGGUUAGCCAUGCAGCACGUUUGUGAUUUCUGCUGUCAUUAGUUUUUUUUAAUUAAAAAUGGGAAAAAAAGAAAUUCACCAGGUCUUCAGCUCAUCAGCCGGAGGGCACAAAACCUUGUUUUCAUUCUUUCAGCCUCGCAGAAUAUUUGGUUUGCUGACAUGUUUUACAUUUAGUUUGUAGAAAAGAGAAAAAUGGCAGACUUUUAGGCAGUUGGUGCAACUGGAUGUAGCUGAGGCGUUCUUUGUUUAGCUGCUGGACUGGCAUUUUACAUGGUGACAUAGAGAAGUAACGGAAGAACAGCCAGUUUCACUUCAGUGUUUCAUGUGUGUGGGUGAAACUUUACUUUUAAUAAAGGUGUGAAGAAUAGGGAAAAACCCCAAAAGCUUAACAGGGGCACUUUAAAGCCAUGCAGGAGAGUUUAUGCAUAAAAUGUGGGAUUCACUCAUGUAAAAACAUACGUUUAUGAUAUGUUGUGUAUUAGUUUAGUCUUUUCUUAUCAGUUUGUUGAGCUUUGUCAGAAAAAAAAUGAAGGUUUUCUGUUAAGCUUCAUAAAGAUAUGCAGUAUCUGAAGCAUGCAUAUUAUGUGUUUCCUUUACUUCAAUCAUAAUAUGAUAUUAUAAUCUUUUCAAUAAGCUUUUUUUUCUCUCGUGCAUGAAAAGCUUCGGUCCUUUCGGCUGCUUUCUGCCGGCCUUUCAGCAAAAAGGUGAAGAACAGAAUGAUCACCUGUAUCCUGUAGGGACAGUCUUUUUAAAUGUUUUGUUAUGAUAUGCAGUAUGAUACAAACGCAUAAUUUAUUUGUUUGUUUGUUUUUUACUUUU
Molecule: messenger RNA, 3490 nt
Organism: Neolamprologus brichardi
Lineage: Eukaryota; Metazoa; Chordata; Actinopteri; Cichliformes; Cichlidae
Gene: zbtb8a
Product: zinc finger and BTB domain containing 8A
Biological process (GO): regulation of transcription by RNA polymerase II
Molecular function (GO): RNA polymerase II cis-regulatory region sequence-specific DNA binding; protein binding; DNA-binding transcription factor activity, RNA polymerase II-specific
Source: RefSeq, a predicted model, not a curated record